Molecule: messenger RNA, 3426 nt
Organism: Prorocentrum cordatum
Lineage: Eukaryota; Dinophyceae; Prorocentrales; Prorocentraceae
Source: the annotation of a GenBank genome assembly
UUUUCCGUUGCCAUUUUGGCUCAAGAGCCGCGUCGGGCUCGCGCCAGCCGCCAGCCGCCAGCCUGUCCGAAGAGGCGGGCACUCUGGGGGAUCCCCGCCCAGCAGCCGGACGCGAGAUGGCGGACCUUCAGAACAUCCUGGAGGAGUUCAAGGCUUUCGAUAAGACAGGAGAUGGCCUCAUCUCCAGGGAGGAGUUCACAUCUCUGCUGCACCACCUCGACAAGGGCGCGUGGCCCGUGGAGGACGUGGACGCCCUGUUGGACUCUUCCAACUUGGCCCGGGGUUCACAGAAGGUGCCAUACGUGGAGCUCUUCAUGUGGCUCUUUAAUUCGCAGUCCGAGGACACCUUCAACAACAUCGUGAUCCUAACAGACUCCUACAAGGUGACCCACCACUUGCAGUACCCGCCUGGCACCGAGAAGGUCUACUCGUACUUCGAGUGCCGAGGCGGCCAGUUUCCUGAAGUGUGCUUCUUCGGUCUGCAGUACUACAUCAAGAAAUACAUGACAGGACCAGUGGUGACGAUGGACAAGAUCGAUGCCGCGGAGGAAUACUUCAAGAUCCACUUCUCUCAUCCGAAGUGGGGCUACAAUGACAAGCUGUUCAAUCGUCAGGCAUGGGAGUACAUCGCGACCCAUCAUGCUGGCUACUUGCCAAUCAGCAUCAAAGCUGUGCCAGAGGGCACGGUGCUGCCGUACAAAAACGUGCUUUUCACUAUGGAAAACACUGAUCCAAAGUGCUUCUGGCUUACCAAUUACUUGGAAACCCUGCUUGUUCAAACCUGGUACCCUACAACAGUCUGCACCCAGAGCCGCGAGAUGAAGAACAUCAUCGUCAAAUAUCUCAAGCAGACCGGAACCCCACAGGUGAUUGAUAACGGUUUGCACCUUUUCAAAAUGCAUGAUUUUGGUUUCCGAGGCGUCUCUUCCGUCGAGUCCGCCGCUACCGGAGGCGGUGCUCAUUUGGUCAAUUUCAUGGGCACAGACACCAUGGCCGCCCUGAUUAUGCUGAAGGAGUUCUACGGGGAACCUUGCGCCGGGUUCUCAAUACCCGCCUCCGAACACAGCACGAUGACGUCUUGGGGCAGGGAGGGCGAAGUUGAGGCCAUGAGAAACAUGCUGACCCAGUACCCGAAAGGGCUUGUUGCGUGCGUGAGCGACAGCUACGACAUCUUCAAGGCUUGCACCGACUACUGGGGGACCGAGCUGAAGGCAACGAUCGAGAAGCGCGACGGCGUCCUCGUCGUGCGCCCCGACAGCGGCGAGCUGCCAGGCAUCGUCCUGCAGGUGCUCGAGAAGCUCGAGAGUAAGUUCGGGAGCACGCAGACCGAGACGGGGCACAAGCUCUUGCCUCCAUGCAUACGCGUGAUCCAAGGCGACGGGGUGGAUAUCAAGUCUCUGGAGAUGGUCCUGGAGGCGAUGCACAAGGACAGAUGGGCUGCCGACAACUUGGCGUUCGGCAGUGGUGGCGCCCUUCUCCAGAAGAUGCACAGGGACACCCAAAAGUGUGCGUUCAAGUGCUCGUACGCCCUGAUCAAAGGCAAGGAUGUUGACGUGGUGAAGGAUCCCAUCACGGAUCCGGGCAAGAAGUCGAAGAAAGGAAGGUUGACCCUCGAGUUGCGCGACGGCGUGUGGACGACGGUAACCGAAGGCAAGGGUGACCCCAAGGUUGAUCAGCUGGUGGAGGUGUUCAAAGAUGGGCGGCUGCUGGUAGAUGAUACAUUGGAAACGAUCCGAAAGCGCUCUAAUGGCAUACAGUCGCCCCCGAACCAAGUCUCGAAGUCAUUUGGUGUAGUCGGGGACGUGUUCAACAAUAUAGUCCUGCUCACGGACUCUUAUAAGGUCACCCAUCAUUUGCAGUACCCUCCUGGCACUGAGAAGAUCUACUCCUACUUCGAGUGCCGCGGCGGUCAGUUCCCCGAGGUGUGCUUUUUCGGACUCCAGUACUACCUCAAGAAGUACAUGGUCGGACCGGUGGUCACGCCCGAGGCCAUCAAUGACGCCGAGGAAUACUUCAAGAUGCACUUCUCGCACCCGGUCUGGGGCUACGACAGCAAGCUGUUCAAUCGCGAGGCGUGGGAGUACAUCCUGAAGCAGCACGGUGGGCACCUGCCAGUUGUCAUCAAGGCGGUGCCCGAGGGGACAGUCCUCCCGUACAAGAACGUCCUGUUCACCCUGGAGAACACCGACACGAAGUGCUUCUGGCUCACGAACUACCUCGAGACGCUGCUGGUGCAGGUUUGGUACGCCACGACGGUGUGCACCCAGAGCCGCGAAAUGAAGAAGAUCAUCAUGCGGUACCUCAAGGAAACCGGCUCCGCGGCCGUGAUCGGGGGCGGCGGGCACAUGUUCAAAAUGCACGACUUCGGCUUCCGCGGGGUGUCCUCGGUGGAGUCGGCCGCGACUGGCGGCGGCGCGCAUCUCGUGAAUUUCCUCGGCACCGACACGAUGGCCGCGCUGGUGAUGCUGAAGAAGUUCUACGGGGAGCCGUGCGGCGGAUUCUCGAUCCCCGCCUCCGAGCACAGCACCAUGACCAGCUGGGGCAGGGAGGGCGAGGUGAGCGCGAUGAGGAAUAUGCUUGAGAUGUACCCCACGGGCCUCGUGGCGUGCGUGAGCGACAGCUACGACAUCUUCAAGGCAUGCACAGACUACUGGGGCACCGAGCUGAAGGCCACCAUAGAGAAGCGCGACGGCGUGCUCGUCGUUCGCCCGGACAGCGGGGAGUUGCCGGGAAUUGUGCUGCAGGUCUUGGAGAAGUUGGAGAGCAAGUUUGGAUCCACAACGACGUCCACAGGUCACAGGGUGUUGCCAGACUGUAUCCGCGUAAUCCAGGGAGACGGCGUAGACAUCAAGUCUCUGGAAGUCGUCUUGCAGGCCAUGAAAGACAACAAGUGGGCCGCAGACAACCUGGCGUUCGGCAGUGGUGGGGCACUGCUCCAGAAGAUGCACAGGGACACGCAGAAGUGCGCGUUCAAGUGCUCCUACGCGCUGAUCAAGGGUCAGGACGUCGACGUGGUCAAGGAUCCCAUCACCGACCCUGGGAAGAAGUCCAAAAAAGGCAAGCUGACCUUGGAGCUGAAUGGUGGGCAGUGGACGACUGUGACUGAGGGCAAGGGCAACCCAUCCCUGGACAAGCUCGUGGAGGUCUUCCGUGAUGGCAACCUGUUGGUGGACGACACGUUCGCCACCAUCCGCGAGAGGGCGAAAGUCCCAGCAUAGGCUGCGAGCACGGCUCCGAAGCACGUCCACCAGUGAGGUUGCUUUUGUAGGCAGUUUCGCGCCCUCACCGCCCUUGCAGCCACCGCCAUUUCGGGAACAUACUGCUUAAGCACAAGUAGUGUCACCCCCACAUGCACACAGGACAGGCAUACGCAACAGCCACAGGCAUCCAAGGGAUCUUCGUGAUAAGCGUGCUACUGGGGGAAAA